Molecule: messenger RNA, 3208 nt
Organism: Pelodiscus sinensis (Chinese soft-shelled turtle)
Lineage: Eukaryota; Metazoa; Chordata; Testudines; Trionychidae
Source: RefSeq, a predicted model, not a curated record
GAGGAUAUGUUCCUGUGGCUUGCCUUGUUCCGGCUUUUGAGCACCCUCCCCACUUCUGCAUGGUUGCAAGUUCGCACUGCCACUUCAGCCACGAGCAGUCCCAUGGCUGGAUAUCAGCACCAGCAGGCUCACACCACUGUGUGGGCAGGGGGCAAGCCCCAAGUCUUGUGCGCCUGAUCAAAGCAAGCCACAGGCCAGAUUGCAAGCCACAGGCGGGCUCUGCCUGGCAAGGGAGAGGGGAAGUAUCUCUGAGCAUUUUUGCAUGCUGCAGUGAAGCAUUCCCUUCAGGCACUGCUCCCCCACAUGGGCUGGAGCUUGAGAGAAGUCCCGUUUCUCAAGUUGGGAGCCACAUCUGUGAGUGUUUUUGUUUUUCUCCUGCUCACUUGGGGGCCAGAUCGGGAAGGGUUGUAGUGGUUUUUGGAUUUUGUGUUUGCUUCUUCCUUGUGUGUGGCCCCUGACUGAUUUUUCUGUGGGUCAGUGGCCCUGGACCCAAAAAAGAUUCCCCACCCCUGGUGUAAGGGUUGUCCCAAGUUUAGCUGAACAGAUCCAUUAGGGAGAUCUGCAAGCACUUCUGAAACAACCACCUAAGUGCAGAGCUAGAUCUAUAAUAAUAAAUAAUAUAUUCUGAUCUUCCUGAUGCUACCUCCCAUGCCAGUAUCAGGCUGGCUUAAUCUGUAGCAAGUGACAUCUGACAGGCUAAUGAUUCCCCCUCUCCCCCUACAGUCACAGGACAAACCUAGCUAAUUAAGGGUUAAUGUUCCAUGUUGCAAAAACCACAUGAAUACUUUCGAAACAGACUAUUUCAGGGAUGAGAAAUAGUUCUUCUUUUCUGGCCUCACUUUCUUCACUUUGUUUCUGUAUAUAUUUGGGGGCAAAGGAUAGGGUGGAAUGUUAGUUGCUUUUAUUACUCAUAAUAAUGCACUUCUGAUUUGAAAUAAGACAUCACAAGACUGGUUGGGAACUUCCUUCCUUCUACUCCCUGAACAUCUCAUCAGACAUCAUUCAAGCUCUUGCUUGUGUGUUUGGCCAACUCAGAAUAUAAUUUGCUCUUCUGUAGAACAGCCCCUUGUGCUGGGGGCUGGGUGAAGACCCUGGAGUUACCCGUGGGGACAGUGAGGUUCGGAAAGAAACCAUGAGCCCAGCAGGGAAAUCCAGCCCAGGAACUGCAGCCCCACCAGAGGAGAGGAGACGUUGCUCCUGGCUCAAUCCCUGGGUCAUUCUGGUGUGUGCCCUUGUCCUCAAGGCUUGUGUCAUCUCCGGCUGUAUGGUCUCUCUCCUCAAGGUAAAUCCAGACUGUGAGGUGCACAAGGCUUUGCCCCAGAGUUCCAUAGAGUGGCAUUGCAUCGUGGGGCGCGACGAAGGAAAAGGGCGAGUCUGGACAUGUUGCCCAAAGGACUGGGAGCCCUUUCAGGCUAGCUGCUACUACUUCUCUAAAGACAUCAUGACCUGGAGUGACAGCAAGAGGAACUGCACAGGGAUGGGUUCCCAUCUGGUGGUGAUCAACACAGGAACUGAGCAGGAUUUCGUUUCCAGUUAUGUAAAAAGAACAGUUAUUGGCAUCCAAGUGGAGAAUUAUCACAUUGGUCUCACUCAACAGGAGAGGGGCCAGUGGCGCUGGGAGGAUCAGACUCCAUAUAACAAGACAGCAGCGUUCUGGAUACCAGGAGAACCAAAUAAUCUCAGUCUGGAGAAUUGUGUUGCCAUAGAUACAUCCCAAAAGGGGAUCAGGAAUAACUGGAAUAACUUCCCAUGUAUUUUACCAUUUCAUCGGAUUUGUGAAACUGCGGCCACAAAUAUUUAAUGACAUGAAAAACCCCCAUCAUGGAAGUGAGACCCAAGAGUGAGUCCAUCUCUCACCCCAGGCAACUCACGGACAGAUCAGAUUGGGGGGUUUGUAGCACUGUGAGUCCUGGGCUGUGUAAUAUGCAAGAAGGCAAGCUGAGCUGUAGAGUCAAAACAAUAUAUAAACUUCUGAAAAUGGCAAACGUGGAACACUACUGGACUUCAGCAGAGGUCUGCUCAUGAUGUCAGAAACACUGCCUGUAUAGUCAUCCAACAAGUCCAAUGUAGAAGGUGGUUUGGAAAGGGGAAGGCCAGAAGAUUUGUCUGAAAGUGUUGAAGGGAGACUUGCUAGUCACAGUAUAAACUCGGCCAGUGUUGCUAAAUGUAAUAACUUCCCUUGGUCCCAAUACGUCAGUCCCCGGGAAUACGUGUGCUGUGAUGGGAGUGUCUCAGCAUGUCCACGUUGCUCUGUUGGGUGUAAGAAGAGAUUCAGCUUUAAGGAAAGAGAUGCAGGAGUAAAGGUCCAAAUCUCAGCAGAGCUCUUAGGUGUUCCAACUCCACUGGAAACAGGCAUCUGUGCUUCCAGCUGGAACUGGUAAAAGGCCACACAGUUCAUUAUGCCUGAUCCAAAUUUAACUUCUUUGGUGAUGGAGUGGAACAAUUUAUGCCCAGAGAAAGGACAGGUUUUCAAUCAAGAGACUGAUCCUAGCCCAAAUCUCCUAAAGCAGGAAAGGAUCUUUAAGCCCAGUUCUUUCCCAUUGCCUGGGAACUACUGCUGGGUUGGUACUGAUCAUGCAUUCUUUGUUUAAUGCUAGUUUUGCAUGGCAGGAGCAAUGACACUUCCACCACUUCCUCUGAUGAGACCACAGACCUAGCUCUCCUUGCCAAUGAGUUUUGAGCCUGAAUGUCAGAUGCUCUGUAUAAAGUUGUCUCUGGAUGUGUAUCACCUUGUUCUGUUCCAUCUCAUGCGGCAAGGGUGGGGAACCUUUAUUGGGUUGGGGGCUGCUGACCCACAGUAAAAUCAGUCGGGGCAGCAAACAAGUAAGAAGCAAAACAUGGAAAAAAAAAAAAAAAAAAAAAACCCUCAACCAACCAAUUAAACCCUCACUGCUAUGGUCCCCAACUGAAAAGAAGAAAGACUCCCGACAGUUUACUCACACAACAGAGCCUAUUGGGGCCCAUGAAAGUAGAUUUUGUGUGCUCCAGCACGAUGGGCUCCUCAAGCUGGAUGGGAGAAGCCCUGAGCCUUAGGGGCUGGAUUCAGGCAAGCCGAGAGCUGCAUCUAGCCCCCGGGCCUUCGGUUCCCUACUUCUCUCUGACUGAUUAUUUCUGACUCUUGCUGCAUACAGUUCCCCUUCAGGAAUUCCCUGCUCAUUUCAGGACUGGUUAUAAUAUUGUGUUUAUCUUAAUAAAGUCGAGAUGCAAA